AUGAGACGGAACACAGGUAUUGAAGUCAUGAAAAAUGGUGCCAGCUUAGACAACCGAUAUGUUGUCCCAUAUAACAGGGACUUGCUUGUCCAGUUUGAUGCACAUAUAAAUGUUGAAGUAUGCAAUUAUGCGAGGUCGGUGAAGUACCUCUUCAAUUAUGUUCAUAAAGGAUCUGAUAGAGCCACAACAAUAAUAGAAUCAACAGGGACACCAAUAGAAAAUGAUGAGAUAAAAAAAUACCUAGAUUGCAGAUACAUAUCGGCCACAGAAGCUUGCUGGAGGAUCUAUUCAUUUGAUAUACAUCACAGGCAACCAGCUGUUGAGCGCUUACCAUUUCAUUUACAAGGGCAAAACACAAUAAUAUUUGAAGAAUCAAGGACAGCUGAAAGCGUACUAAGCAGACCCGAUUUAGAAAAAACAAAAUUUACAGAAUGGUUUGAGGCAAACAAAGAAUACCCUGAUGCAAGAGAGCUGACAUAUUCUGAUUUUCCAACGCGUUGGGUUUGGAAUGGAAGAGACAAACAGUGGACCAGAAGGAAGAAAGAACACGCAGUUGGCAGAAUUUACUUUGCACAUCCAGGAAGUGGAGAACGUUUUUACAUGCGUAUGCUACUAAAUUUUGUCAAAGGGUGUACUUCCUUCGAAAGCAUCAGAAGAAUCAAUGGAGUAGAUUAUAAGACAUAUAGAGAGGCCUGCUACGCUUUGGGGUUAUUAGAUGAUGACAAAGAGUGGAACGACUGCUUGUCUGAGGCGGCCCAGUGGGCUUCUGGAAACGAGUUGCGACAUCUCUUUGUUACUAUAUUUAUGAAUUGUCAGGUGUCAGAUACACGUAAGCUAUGGGAGAAUAACCAUGCAAUAUUAUCUGAAGAUAUCAUGCAUAUCCAGCGAAAGAGAUUACAAUUCAAUGGUUUACAGCUAAACACAAAGCAGAUUGAAGCGUACACACUAUUUGAGAUUGAAAGCAUCCUUCUAAAGAUGGGGAGAAGUUUCAAAGAUAUAAAAGGAAUGCCCCUUCCAGAUUCAGCAUUAAUGCGAAAUGUAGGGAAUCGCCUAAUCAAUGAAGAGCUAGACUACGACAAAGACAAGCUCCAAAUACUCCAUGAUCAAUCACUCGCUAUGUUAAAUACUUGCCAACGUGCGGCAUAUGAGGCAAUAAUAACAUCAGUUCAUAACGAAGAAGGGAAAUUAUUUUUUAUACACGGCCAUGGUGAUACGGACAUCACACCAGAGUCAACAUGUGAAAUCAAACAAGGCAGUCAAUUAGCAGAAUUACUUAAAAAGACCGCUUUGAUAAUAUGGGAUGAGGCACCAAUGGCAAACAAAUUGUGCUUUGAGGCAUUAGACAGAACCUUAAGGGAUAUUCUCCAAGAUAGGUAUGAAAAUAGUGCCAUGAAACCUUUUGGGGGCAUAACUUUCGUAUGUGGUGGUGAUUUUCGCCAAAUACUACCGGCUAUUCCAAAGGGAACAAGAGGUGAUAUUGUGGAUGCAGCGCUGAACUACUCACAGUUGUGGCCCUACUUCUCAAUUUAUAAAUUGACGGAAAAUAUGAGAAUUAGCUGUGGAAAAGUCAGGGGUUCUGAAGCACGAAAAAUAACAAGUUUUGAUAAAUGGCUUUUGCAAAUUGGAGAUGGAUCAGUUUAUGCAGAUAAUAAGAAGGACCUCAUUCAUGUGCCCGCUGAUGUAUACAUUCUAACAUCGCACAAUCAAAUAGAAUCCAUUGUAGAGGCAGUAUAUCCGUCCCUGCUACAGAACUAUAACGACCUAUCCUACUUGAAAGAAAGAGCCAUAGUCACACAAAAAAACGAAAUGGUCCAUGAAUUGAAUGAGAAAAUUCUGAAGCUGAUACCUGAGGAAGGAAGAACUUACUAUAGCUCAGACAAUGUGUGCAAAGCAAGCGUGAAUACUAAUAAGGAGGAUAUAUUGUACCCAACAGAAUUCCUAAACAACUUACGAUUCCCAGGUAUCCCAAACCAUGACAUUCACUUGAAAGUAGGAAGUCCGGUUAUGCUGCUUAGAAAUCUAAAUCAAAUUGAAGGCCUAUGCAAUGGUACAAGAUUAAUAAUAACACAUAUGGGUAUUUGGUUUAUUACUGCAAACAUAAUCUCUGGAAAGAACAUCGGUUCAAGAGUCACAAUACCAAGAAUUAUCAUGUCACCAAACGAUUCAAAUUGGCCGUUCAAGCUCAACAGGCGCCAACUUCCUUUAGCACCCUGUUAUGCUAUGACCAUCAACAAGAUCCAAGGGCAGACUCUUCAAAGAGUUGGGUUGUAUCUGCCAAAACAAGUAUUCACACAUGGUCAAUUGUAUGUAGCAGUAUCACAUGUAACAACAAGAGAAGGAUUGACAAUUGUCAAUGCGGACGAGGACACAUAUGACCCUACAUACAUAAAAAAAUAUUGUUUACACGAAAAUCUUCCAGAACGUCGGCCCAAGAAUAGUGCAAACUGA
Solanum verrucosum is the source of this 2448-nucleotide messenger RNA. RefSeq lists its product as uncharacterized. NCBI's taxonomy places the organism in Eukaryota, Viridiplantae, Streptophyta, Magnoliopsida, Solanales, Solanaceae. Gene Ontology annotation, molecular function: DNA helicase activity. Gene Ontology annotation, biological process: telomere maintenance; DNA repair. The coding region runs from base 1 to 2448 and encodes 815 amino acids. The transcript has 2 exons. The record is from RefSeq and is a predicted model, not a curated record.